Messenger RNA from Durusdinium trenchii, 4053 nucleotides. The record is from the annotation of a GenBank genome assembly. Lineage: Eukaryota; Dinophyceae; Suessiales; Symbiodiniaceae.
AUGAAAGCGAGCAUAGUGCUUGCGCUGGCUGUUGCACAGGACUGCGGUCUAGAACAAUGCCCCUCAGGUGCGAUUCUGACAUGUGGCAUUUGGUGCCAGCAGGCCUUGAGUGAAGACUGCCUAAUGAACGCCACGUUGAUGCCAUGUCAGGGAAGCUAUUGCAAGACAACCUGCCAACGGUGGUACCGCUCAAUGACUGCAGACCUGCGCACGAUCCGAGUCACCUGCCAGGAAUUUGCGGACUUCGCCUUCUUUUCCAAGGGCGCGGCUGUGUGUGCGGAGGAGUGUUUGCUGCCGGAGAUCCGGGCUGAACGCUAUCCUUCGCCCACGGGCUACGGCCUGCUGUGUCGUCCAGGGUCUUGUGAUGCAUCCUCGCAGGCCAGGUAUGCCCAGGACCCAGUGGCCAUAGAAAAAGGCCUCGCGGCCUUGGAGUGUCCAUGCAACUGGUUUGGGUCUGAUUGCAAAGAUGACUGGGUGCAAGUUCGUCAUGUGAGGAAGCAGUGGUUGGGUGAUUUUCAGCUCACAUUCUUCAGUGUGGACAAGGGUGACUGGAAGAAGAUCAUGAAAGACUACCGCCCAGGCAGCAUAUUACGUGUUCAGCACUUGGACCAGAAUGGUAUCCCACGUGAGCAGCCGUAUGCCUUAGCUGGAAAGGAUGAAGAGGGCAUUUUGAAGGUUUUGACCGGGCCACCACCAGAAGGACUUCAUGAGGUUGUAGUGGAGGUUGCCCACGCGGUCAGGCAGCACACACCAGGACCUUGCACGACUCUUUUUGUGAAUCCUGCAAUCGCGGGCUUUUUCAACGGGCGCUAUGAAUACCUGUUGGAUGCCUUAGGUUCGGUGAAGCAGGUAGCGAUCGUUUCUUCAGGUGUUGGAUUUUCUGGCGUGAAGGCUGCCAUAUCUGGACUGCUGCCGACGGGUCUUCAGAUGCACAUUUUCUACGGCGUUCGAAAUGCGAAGGACGUACCGUACCAGGAUUUCCUGACCUCACCGCUGGUGGAAGAAAAGGUGAAGCUUACCUUGCUGGUUUCUGGUCAAGGUCCAACAUCAGCAGCUGGAAAUCUUCAGAAUGCCGUUGACAGAGGCCAAAUGUUGCUUGCAGCCAAAGCCUCUUCAGCGGUGCCCAUAGCGCUGCAGCCCCAUGAUGUGCCGCAAGACUGCAUUGGCUAUGUGACCGGGAACCGGAGAGCAGCUCUCGGUGGAAUUGAGGAGGAAUGGGGAACGCUGAUGUUCUUCAUGAACAAGGAUGGCCAAAGCAAAGGGACUUCCAGAGGUCGCGGGGGCUCCGAGCAGCUGGCGAUUUUCGGGAAUCAACGCGCCCGACGAGGAGCUGAACUCAAGGUCAUGAGCGCCGUGGAGACGAAAGCGCCGGGCACCUUCACCCGGGGCGUCCGCGAGAAGUUCAGCGAUGAGAAGGGCUUCGCCACGGACCGGAUGAUCUUCCGCGACGACGAGCUGAGCUAUGCCCUAGGCCGUGAGAGACGACGAUCUACCAGAAAGAAGCUGGCCUUAGCGGGACACGGGGAUCAGGGAGGAAAAGACUGCUGCCACGAUGCUGCGGGGUUUCAGAUGCCGCUUGACAGUGGUGUCAAGGAACGAAAACGGGUGAAGCAGUUCAUUGACUGGUUGCUGGCCCAGCGUGCGCACCUCACCUUUGUAGCAGUUUUCGGAGCAUUGUUCAAAUUUGACUUCCCUGUUGCCGCCUGUUGCCUUUGGCUUGUAGCCGCGGGCUGGGCAGUUGACUUGGCCAGCGACAUGGGAGAAAACUAUGAGGUGUGGGGCCAAUUCAAAUGGGGCCCAGGAGGCCAAUGUCCUGAAGGUCUGGCCGGAAAAACAGUUGCAUUGAAAUGUGAGGGGGACGUCUUCAAUAUCUCCGGAGCUGGUGCUUGGCUCUCAAGCCGAUUGCGCAGCCAGUUGCUGGAGAAGGGAUGUGAGGAGGCGAUUGAGAUUCCGAUGAAGAAGGCGACGGCUGCCAAGAUUGUGGAAUACUUGAAGCACCACGAAGAACAUGAAUGCAGCGAAAUCCUCACGCCCCUUGCAGGUGACAACUUGCAGGACUGCGGGGCUUCCCGCUGGGACUCCAGCUUUGUGAAUGUGGACCGGGAGUUGUUGUUUGACCUCACCGUGGCUGCCAGCUAUUUGGAUAUUGCCAGCCUAUGGCUCCUGCUGAGCGCCAAAGCGGCGCUGAUGACCAACAACAAGAGCGCUGAGAAGCUGCGAAAGGAGUUCAGCAUGCUCAGCGACUUUCCAGCUGGAGAGGAGGCCAAACUCAGACAGGACUAUGCCGCAUCUCGGAAGAACCACGGCCACGCGCCCGACCCAGACUUAUCGCAGCUGGCGGCCACAUCAGUGGUACGGAGCGGGGUGCGGGCCAGUGAAUACAAGGUGGGCAUCAAGCAGUUGACCGAUGGAUCUGAGGAUGCCUCCGCCCACCUGAGGAGCUGGCGCCAUGCCAUGUGGAGGGCAGCUGUCUUGGAUGAUUGGAACCUCUUGGCCAAUGCUCCGGAGCAGGUGAAGGGCGACCGUGACCUGGUAAAGAGUGCCAUCCUGACAAGCCAAGGUGCUGCUUUGAAGUAUAUAUCCUCCGAUUUGAAGGCUGAUCAGACCAUCGUCUUAGAUGCCAUCAAGUAUUCGGGCAAGGUUUUUGCAGAUGCAGCCCCAGACCUGCGCAACGACAAAGACUUCCUGUUGAAGGCUCUGAGUGUCCAUGGGGGUGCCAUGUGCGGUGCUCCAGAUUCGAUGCGCAGUGACAAAGCAUUCCUGCUUGAAGCCGCGAAGGCUGGCAAGGGCGCAGCCAUGCAGGGAGCUAGCUUAGCUUUGCGUGAGGAUCGCAACUUCGUCUUGGAGAUGGCAGUGCAUGAUGCUGAGGCAUACCGCUAUGCAUCAGAGGACCUCCUGAACGAUAAGGACUUCGCAGUGGCUGUUGCCAAACGAAAUGGAAAGGCCCUGAAGUUCAUGCUGUCCAUUUUCAAGGCCGACCCAGAUGUUGUGCGGGCAGCCAUUUCCAGAGAUCCGCAGGCUGCUCAAUUUGCCCACGCAUCCAGGCGAGCAGAGCUGGGCAUCAUCCAAGAAUCUAUCCAUGGAGAAGUGCAGCUGAAGGAAGAGCUGCAGAGUCAAUUGAAGGCCGCACAGGACGAGGCGGCAUCAGUCACAACUCUGGCCGUCGCAGGCCCACGGCAAAUUCCGGUGCAAGCGCUGCCAAGCAGGCAGCAGUACACCUCUCUGCGGUUGCAAAAGUGUGUGUACUUCACGGCCGCUAGCACAAUGACGGCCAACAUCGGUCAAGCCAACUAUGUGGCAUCCAAUGCCUACAUGGAUAGACUUCCUCAGUUUCAGAGACCAGAGGUGGAUGCCGUUGGCUUGAUGUGGGGCGCCGUGGGUGGAAUUGGUAUGCGUUGGAAAGCCUUCGCAUCAGAAGACUUUCUGAAUGAUGUUCCGGAUGCGCUGAUGAACAUCCAGGAGUGUGGGAAAGUGCUCUACUGCGCCUCUAUCUUGCAGAAUCCGCCGGAGUGGUUUUGUGCCCAGAAGUUUGCAGAAGAUGUGCGGAAGGGUUACCUCACCCCCACCGCUGGCGUCAUCAAGCUGGAGCAAGAAGUGGUCUCAGCCGCAGCUGAGCAGAAACUUCCAGAUGAAAUGGCCUUGCAGGGUUUGCCAGAUGUUGACCGGCGGCCCAUUCCAGGGAACUUUGCUGAUGCUCCUUUAGGUGGUUGGCCCAGCUUGCUCUCAGAGGGAGCCAAGGUACGGCUUACAGGUACUCGUGCCAAGAAUGGCAUCACAGGAACCUUGCUGCACAGAUUUGAGGAUGGCAAGUGGAAGGUUCAGUUGGAUGAUGGCUCUGGAAGUGCGCUGCUGAGACCCAACCAUUUCGAGAUUCUUGAGCAUCUUCAAGCCCCAGUGCAUCCCAAGACUCAUCGGCACAACACACCGGAAUUGGAAGCCUUCAAUACACAAGUGGCCGCUGAGCGGCAGUGGAAGAUUGAAGAGAAGAGGGCCAAGCUGAAGGAGAAGAUCGCCGCUAAGCGGCAGGCGAUUCUUUCUGCCGCGGCGGCUUAG